UAAGGGAUCAGACUGUCGUAUGAAACUUUAAAUGCAUGUGUUCGAUCCUGAGCAGGAAAGCAUCCAGUUUUUUUGAGUUGAUAUUUCGUAACUUGCAUUCACAAACCUUAACAGACUUAAAUUAUUAUAUUCGAUUGAAAAUGGAAAAUACAAAAAAAGAGCGACAGAUUGUUGUAUGCGAAAAAUGUAAAAAUAGAAAGGAUGUGAAAGAUACUAUUCUAUGCUCACGUUGUAAAAGAAAUUACGAUUUUGAUUGUAUGGGUCUAUCAGAAAAACUAUAUAGAUUAAUGGAACCCAAAAAAAGAUUGACCUGGAAGUGUACUUCUUGUUCUAUGAUCAAUAAUAAACAUAAAGGACCAAUACCUAACAAACUUCCUAUGCAAAAAGAAACAGAUAAAAAUAUUACUCUGCGUAAAAAAACAGCUACAAAACCAACCGUUUCACCUUCGCCUAUAACUAAGUCAAUGGUGACGUCAUCGGCUCAGUCAUCUCCACUAUUUGGAUCCUGUAGCAUUGACGAUGAAGAAACAUAUGAAGACACGUCUACGGAAACUAUGUCUAAAAGUGUAGAUUAUUCAGCAAUUAAAAUAUGCGAUAUACAGGACAUGAAAGAUGAAAUAUAUGAACUAAAAACAAAUCUCUUAAGUACACAAACAGAGUUGGAAAAUACGAUAAUAGAAAACAAUGAAUUUAAAAGAGAAAUAAACAAAUUAAAUAAGGAAAUAGAAACACUAAAAAACAUUUGUCGAACACCAAUAGCUAAGAAGAAGGGUGGGACUUCGGGAAUUAAGAGCGCGCAUACAUUCACUCCCUUGACAGGUCAGAUGCCGAGGCGUAUAUCAUGCUCGAUUAUCAACACAAAUGAUUCUGGGGAAAAUGACUGUGACCUUAUAAUUCGCUUACAAAAAAAAAUUGACGAAUCGGAACGAAACUUGAAGAAAGCAAAAGAUGAUGUAAUUAAACUAGAAAUUCAAAUAAAACAGCUUGAAAAAAACCUUGCUCAAGAAGAUAAAAAACAUACUAAAUAUCCUGAAACCUCAAUGAACACAAUAGAGAUAGAUAAACAUCAAUCUAUUAAAAAGAAUAUAUUCAUAGUAGGAACGCAACAAUGUGCAGGUUUGGCAGUGGAAUUGAAGAAAACUAGAUAUAACAAAAUUCAUGAAGACUACCAAAUUUCAGCAUUUAUUAAACCAUUCGCUCCCACGGAAGAAAUUUUAAAAACAUGUACUAAUCUAGAGACAAACAUAAACGAUAAGGUGAUAAUCUGUGUAGGUGAAAAUGAUAGUGACUCUAUUGUAUCUAUUUCAGAAUUGUAUAAUGUACUAAAAUCAUUACAGCGUACCACUAUUAUUGUAAUGAGUAUAUUAGAUAGUAAGCACUUAAACACUAAAUUAUAUAACAAGCAACUACAAAUAAUAUAUAAAAAGUUUAAAAAUUGUCAUUAUCUUAGCACUGAAUAUUGUUAUUAUAAUCAUCCUUUAAGAAAUAUUUGUUAUAAGAUCAAUCAGUUGAUAGACUAUAUGCAUUAUGAGAAAACAUUUUUGAAUUAUUCAUUCAUUAGAGAACAUAUACGUAGUAGUAAUUGUAAACAGAAAAAAAACCAUUGUUAAAAUAUAAAUUAUCAAUUAUCUAGUGAUCGUAGUGAUCGUGAUGCAUAUAGACAAUCUACUAUACUCGAAUAUUUUUGUCCUAUACAAAAGGAUAACAAAAAACUGGAUUGUAAUCUUUUUCGUGUCUU
Diatraea saccharalis (sugarcane borer) is the source of this 1738-nucleotide messenger RNA. Lineage: Eukaryota; Metazoa; Arthropoda; Insecta; Lepidoptera; Crambidae. The record is from the annotation of a GenBank genome assembly.